This is a messenger RNA of Nilaparvata lugens (brown planthopper), 7522 nucleotides long. It is a transcript of the gene Gad1, whose product is annotated as glutamate decarboxylase. NCBI's taxonomy places the organism in Eukaryota, Metazoa, Arthropoda, Insecta, Hemiptera, Delphacidae. Gene Ontology annotation, molecular function: pyridoxal phosphate binding; carboxy-lyase activity. Gene Ontology annotation, biological process: carboxylic acid metabolic process. Gene Ontology annotation, cellular component: cytoplasm. Bases 103 to 1629 code for a protein of 508 amino acids. The record is from RefSeq and is a predicted model, not a curated record. The transcript is spliced from 12 exons.
CCGAUAUCUCACUUGAGCCCAGUGCGUACCCUAGCAUCGACCUACUUCGAGCGCAUCUAGGCACUUCUGACCCAUCCUCAAGGAUCAACCAACCAAUCAACCAUGGAUCCCAAGAACUAUCAACUCAGCAAAAGUGCAGCUAACUUGAAGUAUACAGAUCUACUUCCUCACAAUGAGAGCGCAUUCCCUGUCUCGAAGGAAUUCCUUCAAAAAGUGGUCGACAUCCUGAUGGACUUCAUCAAGGAGACAAACGACCGGAAUUGUAAGGUGCUCGAUUUCCACCACCCUGACAAGAUGAGGAAGCUGCUUGACUUGGAUGUUCCUGACAAGGGAGUAGAGCUGCAGCAGCUGAUUGAGGACUGCGCCAAGACCCUCAAAUACCAAGUCAGAACUGGUCAUCCGCAUUUCUUCAAUCAACUAUCAUGCGGUCUUGACCUGAUGUCCAUGGCUGGCGAAUGGCUCACAGCCACGGCCAACACUAACAUGUUCACCUACGAAAUUGCUCCAGUAUUCAUCCUCAUGGAGACCGUUGUCCUCCAUAAAAUGAGAGAGAUCAUUGGCUGGAAUUGCGGUGACUCUAUUCUUGCUCCAGGUGGAUCGAUCUCAAACCUGUAUGCUUUCUUGGCUGCUCGUCACCGCAUGUUCCCUGGAUAUAAGGAAAAGGGUCUUCAUUCAAUCAAAGGCCAGCUGGUCAUGUUCACUUCUGAUCAGUGCCAUUAUUCAGUGAAAAGCUGCGCCUCAGUCGGAGGAUUGGGAACUGACAACUGCGUUGAAGUUCCAAGUGACAAAAGAGGCCGAAUGAUUGCAUCAGAGCUGGAGCGACUUGUGAUUGAGCGCAAAUCGAAAGGCGAUAUUCCAUUCUUCGUGAACUGCACAUCAGGCACAACCGUGCUUGGAGCAUUCGAUCCAAUUGAGGAUAUUGCCAACAUCUGUCAGAAGUACAAGAUGUGGCUUCAUAUCGAUGCGGCUUGGGGAGGCGGCCUUCUCUUUUCUAAAAAGUACCGCCAUCCAAGAUUGACGGGUAUUGAAAGGGCCGAUUCAGUAACCUGGAAUCCCCACAAGCUGAUGGGUACGCUACUCCAAUGCUCCACCAUUCACUUCAAGGAGGAUGGACUUCUGCUGAGUUGUAAUCAGAUGAGUGCUGAUUACCUCUUCAUGCAAGACAAGUUAUACGAUGUGCAGUAUGACACUGGUGACAAGGUCAUCCAAUGUGGACGCCAUAAUGACAUUUUCAAGUUGUGGUUGCAGUGGCGUGCCAAGGGAACUGAUGGAUUUGAACAGCACAUGGACAGAUUGAUGGAGCUGAGUGAGUACAUGGUGAAGAGAAUCAAAGAGAUGUCCGACAAGUUCCAUCUGAUUUUCGAACCAGAAAUGGUGAAUGUGUCCUUCUGGUACGUUCCUCAGCGGCUGCGAAGCAUGCCUCACUCGUCGCAGAAAGAGAAGGAACUUGGAAAGAUCUGCCCAAUACUGAAGGGAAGAAUGAUGGAAUCAGGCACGUUGAUGGUUGGAUAUCAACCCGAUCAAGACAGACCCAAUUUCUUCAGGAAUAUCAUUUCCAGUGCCGCAGUGAGAGAAAGCGAUAUCGACUUUCUCUUAGCUGAGAUGGAUCGUCUGGGACACGAUCUCUAGAUUCACUAACAGAGAAAACAAUUCUAUCAUUUCAUUGAGAAUCUAGGAUUAGCGACCUCUGAAUAAAGGCGGUUGAUAAUAAAAUUUAUCAGUCCAUUAUAAGUAUAAACAUUUGUAAAAAGAAUAUAAAGCUAAAAUUCUUACGCACCUUUCUCGUUUUGAGAGACUCAACAUCCAGCAUUAAAUAUCCAAUAGAAUCUAUCACUCACUUGACUUCAGUAUUCUCUUAUCAACUUGCCUUAUUCUCUAUUAUUUAAUUUCACGGUGCUUUAGAAUAUCAAGAUGUGGAAGACGAUGUCUCAUAACAAAUUUCUGAUGGAAUAUGAAUUGAUUAAGCUGACAAACUGUCGGUUCCCUAUGAAAUGAAAAUAUGUAGAUUGUAGAUGACAUGAUUUUAGAAGUGGAAAAUGGAGAAAAUGUUUCAAAAUAAUAUAUAAUGCUUGGAAAGAUAUCAAUGUGAAGCUUCGUUUAGAAAUAGAUAUUCAAUCCAUGAAUAACCAUGAAUAAUUAAUAGAUGUAAUGGUUAAUAAUAUUAAAGUUGAUAUAUUGAUGUAUUGUUGUUAAAAAAUAAACUCGUUAUAAUUAUUAUUGAAAUAUUGAUGUUCAUUCAGGGAAAUCUGAUGGAGUUUAAACUUGGUUUAUUUCUUAUCAGUAGAACUGAUUUAACGCUUGAUUUGGGUAAAUUCACUUUCUAAUAUUAUAAUUUAAUACUUUAUAUACUAUCAAUUUUCAAUAAAAGAUCAGUUGUAUUAUUUGAAAACAGAAGAAACGACUCAAGCAAGAAAAAUAUCAUUAAAACCUUAUUACCUUAUUCUAACUAAUUUUCAAUUAUAAUAAUGGACUAUAAAUUACUUUCAAUUCUAAUAAUAUAGAUUACUUGAGAUUUUAUUCAUACAUAACCACAGACCGAUUCCUGUUCCAUUUUACGUGAAACUAGUCUUCUGAAUUGGUGCAAUGAAUUUAGAUAGAUAAUUGGAAAUACAGUAUCAAUAAGUAGUCGUUCAUAUUGUUCUUGGUGUGAAUUCACAUAAUUAUCUCUGAUCAAAUGUACUUUAAAGCAUUUAUCACAUAAGCAUAUUUAUUGAAUGUAUUCGAUGGUAAUAAAUUAUUAUAGAAACUACUGGUGUAUCAAAAUAACAAGUGAAUAUUUGGUGUGUUCUAAAAGUAUUUUAUUCAAUCGACUUGAAUUGCUUCCAAAUAUUAAGAGCUGUUUUCAUUCCAUAGUAAAAUAAGUGAUAUUCGGUGUAAUUUUGGCUGUUUAAGGGUUACAUUGAGUUACCAAUAUUGAGUAUUUCUCAUAGUUAUAAUAUUAGCUUAACAAUAUUGUAAUAUAGGAUUCAAUAGCACUCUUCAUGUAAGUUAAGUAUUAUAAUUUUAAUUUAUUACUUUUUGAUUCCAAACGUAACAGUUGAAUCAAAUGUGUAGAAUUGCAAUAAUUGUAUAAAUUGAUAAAUGUAUAAUAUUAUAUUAUAAUUAUUAUCACUAUCAUGAUCAUCUUCAUUGUGGUGAUUAAAUUAAGAGUACAUUAGUAUAGUAUUGAUAUUGUUUAGCAACUUAGACACGACUGUUGAAGAAACGCUUCUUUGUCUAGGAUUCUAUAUAGGUUUAUGAAAUGAGAUUUUUUUAAAUCCUUGAUUUUGUCCAAGCUAUAGCUUUGAACACGUGGAAUACGAGUAGAUCUAUUGAUAAAUUAUCAAAUUCAUAGAUUAUCACCAACACAAAUUGAAUAUUUUUGUAAAACUCUAAUAUCUAAAGAAUAUUUAUUGAAAUUUUCGAGAAAAUACAUUUUUUAUCGUGUUAGUGCAAUAUUUCAGUUGAAAGAUUGAAAAAUUAGCCGACAACAAGAACGCGUUUAGCAAAAAUAAAAUUAUUUUAACAGAAAAAUUAACUCUGGAUAAAAUUCCUUUUUAUAAUGGACAGGAUCUUUGCAAUUGGAAUAUAUUAUUAUAAAUAACAAAUAUCAUGUGUUACAUGUUGAAAGUUUACAAAGUCUAUCAGUUUAUAAAGCGAGUAUUGUUGAAAUUUGUUUAGUAUGAUUUAUUUUCAUAAAAUAUCUAUUUUAGUAUUAUAAAGCCGUUGAAUUUCGCUCUGUGAUGAGAAUAAUAUACUAACAUGUUCAUGUAUCCUCUAGUCCAUUCAAAUUGAAGAGAUUGUUUUCCUCAAUCAAAUGUUACAAGGAAAUAAAAAACUACAUAAUUCAGUAUGAUAUUAUAACACACUCGGUAAGGUACCUUACCGUAACUGAGUUGUGAAAAAAUGCAAAAUUUAAAAAUUGAAUAAUAAAAACCCCCAGCUUACUUUAAAAAUUCAACCACUAUUCCACAUAGAAUACUCUAAUAUAAGAUAAAUAGUGCAGUGUACUUUUGAUCAUUUCCAAAUUGAACAUUGGUUUGACUUUAAAAAACCGAGAUGCAUUGUCUGUCAUAUAAACCUGUGUUCAAUUAUGAGAAUUAUGAGAACUAUGAUUAUCAAUGGCUCUCACUAAAAUUACCACCCAUUUAAAGUUAACAAGAAACUCGUACGGUAAUCGAAUAGUUUAUUCUCGAAUUCUCUCCAUAACAUUUUGUGGUAGAGAAAAUAUGUGAAAAUCCCACAUCAAGUCUAUGGAUCUCUAUGUUCUUAAUCCCAACUGAAUAUUGUUAAAUUAUAUUGAAACAGGGUUAGAUAUAAAAAAUACAUAUUUUUGAACUGUUUGUUUGAUCAAACAUAGAUCUCAAAUAUAAAAUGUUGAUUCUUCUACAACAACAUUCUUAUCAAAAUCUAUCUCCAUGUAAAAUGUAUGAGUUCGAAAUAUUCAAUUUCGAUCAAGUGCUUACUUAAUUGUAGAAACUAUAUUCUCCGUCUUUAAACACAGAGUACCGCAAUUUCAUAUAGAACUGUUGGUAUAUGGAUUAAUGAAUAAGAACCAGAACUGCGCAUUAUAUGGUGUGAUAAGAUGUUUUUAGACUAAAGAGUUAAAUUCUUGAUGAUGUGAAAUUAGUGGAAUUGAUAAUGGCAAUGUUUGAUUAUCAUGAUGUUGGAAUAAUUCUUCAAAUUUUAUUGUGACAUUUACUUAUUAUGAUAAGUUAGUUGAAUAGACUGUAUAAGAACUAUGUUGAGUGUUGAGUUCAGAGGCAUAGUAGGCCUACAUGAGAAAAUAUACCGACGUUGUCAACUAGGAUUGAAAUUAUUUAAAUCAAUAAGAAAUUUAUCACCGGAUUAUGAAUAUUAUUAUCAACUUGGAGUGGUAUCCAGAAAACUAUAUACUCAAAAAUAUCCAUUUGAAACCAUCAAUAAUCAACUAUCCUUGAUGUGAGACACUUUGUAAAUUAUUUUCAAAUACUAUUUUUUCUUUACCCGAUUGAAGUAUCAUUUUUUGAAAGUUUUGAUUGACUUUUUCAAAUCUAUAUUCAACAAUAAUUAAUUAUUAUCAAUACUUCAAUUUCUAAUAAUCCUUCAUUAUCUAAUAAUCCUAAUUAUCCUUUGUUAGGGAAACUUCCUGAAUCUCAUUACAAAUCAAUAAAAUAUUCUAUAAAUUCCUGAAAAUUAUGGAAUUUAUGAAACACUAGUCUAAAUUUAUGGUUAUACGGUACCACAAGUAUGAUACCCAAGAACAGGUUCCCAUUGUGAGCUAGUUUCAAUAUAUAAAUAGUUUUCUAGGUUUGCAAUUCUCUAUUCAUUGUUGUAUGGACUUCCUGGUAAUUUGACAGGAUUGUUUGGAAUUUUUAAUACAGCGGGUAGUUCAUUAAACAAUUAUUAUUCCUGUCUAUCACAAUGUGUUCAUUUCACAUUAUCAGUUUAUUAGAAUUCAAAAUAUGAAAUACGGUAUUAUUAUUAUUGAAAUAACUUGAUAAAUUUCACAUAUUUCCGAUUUGUUUUAACGUAGGCUGUAAAUAAUUUAUUUGCAUUCUACAGAAUAUGAUCGUUUUUGCAUCACAUUGAAAGGUGAGGAUUAGACAACUGCCGCGGUAUAGAUACAACUUUUGAAAUCGAAUAUCAAUCGAUGGAGAUAACAUUGUUAUCUUGACUGUUCAUGAAUAUUUGUAAAUAAAGCUAUUUUGUAAAAAUAUACAUAAAGAUAUUCAUUUAUAUGAAAAGAAUAGAUCUCACAGCCUAUAUUUUUAAUCAGAUAAUAUGUACAAGCAAACUCUUGUCUCUCUAAACUUGGAUUCAAAAUGUUAAAUGAGAAUUUUAAAGAGAGAUUGAAACAAUUUGAGUUUGAGGUUAAGAUUCUACCACGUUGAAAUAAAUAAUAUGGGGAUGCAGCAAAAACUAUAUUGAGCAGGAAAGAUUUCUAUUUAAAAUCAGUUUAUGACGAGAGUUGUCUUUGAGAAUAAUUUGAAAACUUCAUACAAAUCAAAGAAUGAUUUUAUAACCUAUCUAACAAUAUUCAUUAUAAUUUGCAAUUAGCCAGAUUCUGAAUUAUCCAAAAAUUGCUGAAAUUGAAAAAACAAUGUUAGAAUAAAUAAAAAUCAUUUUGACUCAUUCCAUCAAUAGCUGGUGAUGGAAUUGUUAGUAGUAUACUUCUAAAACUACAGGUUCCCUUAUUAUGAUUAAAACAAAUUUAAUACAUCUAUGAAAGAAGGUAAUAUUAUCUACUGCAUUCCAACAAUCUGUUAUGAUCUCAAGCAUCGUUUUCAUUGGAAACAUUGUAGUUCUGCUUAACAUUUGAUUAAAGCGUUUCAAAUAUACUUCAUUAUUCAAGAGAUUUUCAUUUUGACUUUGAUUUUGUUUUUUUAAAUUAACUCUUAAGAUACGGUGAGCUACUGUUUAGUGGAUUAUUCAAAGAAUUUCUAUUCAGUAUAGUAGUAUGUAAUCCAUAAAUUUCGAGAAUUGUGGAAUUUGGUUAGAGGCAACUUCGGUGUUCGGUGCUGUACUCUAUAUCUUUGAAUUGGAAAUCAUCUCUUCAUCAAAUCAUUCACAAUUAAUCAAUAAUCAAAAGCUAUCAUUAUUGGUGUGAAUAAACUUGUAUCGAUAUGAUUUUUUGGUAGAAUAAUGUUUCAUUUCAUGGUAAUUUAUUGUCAGUUCUUAAAUGGCUUUUUGCCAUUCUAUUCCAGUAGUAGGGCUACUGUUGUGGAACAAGCAAUAAAUACUUUCUGUACAGAAAAUAAAGCAUUUGCUGACUUAAUUGGCAAGAAAAACUAUUUAAUGGAGUAUAUUAGAUGUGAUAAUAAAUGUGAAGUAUUGAUUGUGUGUAUAAUUGAAUCGAACAUUGUCUAUAUACGGUAAAAAUGAGAACGACAGCAAAUAUCAUGAUGUCUUCCAUUAGCAAGUAAAAUAUAAAACAUAAUUGUUGCUAUGUUCGACUCUAAAUGGACAUUAAUGUUGUUAUUUAAUGUAAUUGGAUUAUACUAUAGUAUUCUUCUCAACUAUAUUGGGGAAAGUAGCAUUAUUUAUUCCUACUAUCAGUAUUGCGUACUGAAUUCUAUGUUUGAAAUAAGUUGAUCACUUGUCAAUUACUCUUGAUAAUCUAUCACCCAUACUGUAUCUCGAAUAUUCUCCAAAACUUACUUCCCAGAUUAUUCCUCAACUGACUUUUUUAAUAUUAGUCAGUAAUAAUAUUUUUAAUAUUAACUUGAUAUGCAAAGCGUUGAAAACAGCGUUCCCUGAUUGACAUUAAUCACUGCAAGCAGUUACUCCAAAUACUACUCCAUCGAGAACGCCACGUGUUGUAGUUUUCUAUGCAACUAUUAUUGUUGAUUUUGUUCAUUCGUAUCUUUUCAAUUUGGAUAAAUCCAGGAACUUCUUUGCAUCGUAUGUGUAACUUUUUUAUUAGUUUUGCUACUUUCCCAAAGUGGUAAUGGAAAAUAUUUUAUGUAAUAACUGUUAUCAUCGAGUAUCAUGGUAAUAAAAUAGAAAUCUAGAUGUAAUAAGUUGUAACUGUAAUAAUAAAUGGAAUAGUUAUUGAACAAAA